AUGCAGCAGAUUCGUAUUUCACUACGUGGCAGCAGCAUUGUGCUUAUGGGCAAGAACACUAUGAUGCGUAAAGCCAUCAAGGACCAUCUGGAGACCAACCCAGCCCUUGAGAAGUUGCUUCCUCACAUCAAGGGAAAUGUCGGCUUUGUGUUCACUCGUGGAGACCUUGUUGAGGUCCGUGACAAACUUCUGGAGAACAAAGUGCGUGCCCCAGCUAGGCCAGGUGCUAUCGCUCCAUUGGCUGUGGUCAUCCCUGCCCACAACACUGGCUUGGGUCCCGAAAAGACUGCCUUCUUCCAGGCUCUGUCUAUCCCAACCAAGAUUUCCAAGGGUACUAUUGAAAUCAUCAACGAUGUCCACAUCUUGAAGCCCGGAGACAAAGUAGGAGCUUCUGAGGCCACCCUCCUCAACAUGUUGAACAUUUCUCCCUUCUCAUAUGGUCUUGUUGUUAAGCAAGUAUAUGACUCUGGCACCAUCUUUGCACCAGCCAUCCUUGACAUCAAGCCUGAGGAUCUUCGUGCCAAGUUCCAACAAGGAGUAGCCAAUGUGGCUGCCCUCUCAUUGGCCAUCAGCUACCCAACUCUUGCUUCUGCUCCUCACUCCAUUGCCAACGGAUUCAAGAACUUGCUGGCUAUUGCUGCUGUCUCCGAAAUCGAGUUCAAGGAAGCCACCACCAUUAAGGAGUUCAUUAAGGACCCAAGCAAGUUUGCCGCUGUGGCAGCACCCGCUGCCGCCGCCGCCGCAGCGCCCGCUGCUGCUGCUAAGGAAGAAGAGAAGAAGCCCGAGAAGGAGGAUUCCGAGAGUGACGACGACAUGGGCUUCGGUCUCUUUGAC
Messenger RNA from Brenthis ino (lesser marbled fritillary), 834 nucleotides. The record is from the annotation of a GenBank genome assembly. Lineage: Eukaryota; Metazoa; Arthropoda; Insecta; Lepidoptera; Nymphalidae.